Molecule: messenger RNA, 3264 nt
Organism: Sugiyamaella lignohabitans
Lineage: Eukaryota; Fungi; Ascomycota; Dipodascomycetes; Dipodascales; Trichomonascaceae
Gene: SAC3
Product: Sac3p
Exons: 1
Coding region: 1-3264 (1087 amino acids)
Biological process (GO): mRNA export from nucleus
Cellular component (GO): nucleus; cytoplasm; transcription export complex 2
Source: RefSeq, a predicted model, not a curated record
AUGAGAGAGAAAGAGAGACAAGAAAUGGAGUCUAGAGGGCUUGUAGAUAGACAGGAUGUGAAGAAGAAGCUGCAAGAUGCCAUUACGUUUGUUGGUUCUUGUACCGAUAUGUGUCCCAUUUUUGAACGAGUUCGACGAACGUAUGAGAACAACGUCAAACAGCUUGAAAAGGACCCUCAGACCGGAAAAGUGACGAGCCAGUAUGCAGUCAAGGCGUUUUCAAGACCAGCAGCAGGCCAGCCACCACCACUGCCAUCAGACGUGCGACCUCCUCAUAUUUUAGUGAAAACGCUGCAGUAUCUUAGUGAAAAAAUCUUACCACAGCUACCAGCCAGUCAUUCAUUUUUGUGGGAUAGAACGAGAUCCAUCAGACAGGAUUUUACGUACCAAAACUACUCGGGUCCGGAGGCUAUCGAGUGUAAUGAGAUAAUCGCCCGAAUUCAUAUUAUCUGUCUUCAUGUAAUGGCGGGUCAUGAUCAGGAGUACUCGAAACAGCAGGAGAUUGAACAGCUCACGAAAACGUUACAGACACUAUCGGAAUUUUAUAACGACAAUCGGAAACGAGGGCUUCCAGACAGUCCUAAUGAGCCGGAAAUGAGAGCGUUUCAGCUUCUGUGUCAUCUGAAGGAUCCUGAUGUAGAGUUCCAAGUCCAGCAGUUGCCGAUACAUGUGUUUAAAGAUGCGAGAAUCCAAAGAGCUCUGGAGCUGCGAAAUCUAGUUCAACAGAAUAGAAUUCUCGAAAAGGGGCAUAUAUAUACAGAAAAUGCUGCGAAUAUUUUUGCGCUAUUUUUUGAAAAGCUAGCCACUGAUGGUAGUACGCCACCACUGUAUUUAUGUCUUUUGGAAAGCUCGUUCAAUGAUAUACGACUGGCUUCGUUAAAUGCCAUGUCAAGAGCAUAUCAUUCUCGAGGAAAGCCGUAUUUUAUCGACCGACUGACGAGUAUGCUGGGGUUUGACAGUGAGCAAGAGGGGUUAGAAUUCUGCCAGUAUUACGACUUGACUGUGGUUGAUGAUGCCAGUGGAAAGAAAUGUGUGGAUUUGGUUUCAUACAAUCAAAGUACGGUUAAUAAUAAACAGCCCAAACAGCAGCCUUUUAGUCUACUCGUUGAUAGACGGGUAGGAGCUGGUUAUAAUCAGCUGGUGGUACCGAGUAGAAUUGACAGUGCGUCCACAACUCCUGCUGCAAGUGGUGGAAUAGGAACUGGAUUUGGUGGAUUCUCUGCCAGGAGUAACAGUAGCUUUGGAAAUAGUAUAAAUGGAGUUGCCAAACCUGUGUUCGGUAGCGGCAUUCCCAGCCCUGGUCAGACUCCUAAUAUAUUUGCGGCUAAUAAAGAGGCAACCUUGUUUGGUGGUACCAAGUCUUCAAUUCCAAGCAUGCCUUCUGCUCCGCCAGCAACCAAGGCUCAAACAUGGGCUAAUAUUGCUAGUGGAGCUGUCCCUGCAACUACAGAACCAACGCCAGCGGUCAAACAGGAGCAGUCUGCUCUACAAACGCAACCUUUCAGUCUGUCAGGUGGCAGGGGAAUUGGUCUAGCUAAACCCCAAUCUGUGGGAAUUCCUUUAACAGCUAGCACUGCAUCAUCAGGUACAACACCAAAUUCAAUGUUCGGCUCUUCUAAACCAUUUUCAUUUGGUGGCGACACAAUCAAAGCAACAUCGACAUCACUCUUACCAAAUAAAACACCACAACCAUCAAGUAAUGUUUUUACCAAUCCUUUUGCAAGUAACGCAUCUGCAGAUAAGAAACAAGCACCAGACUCGGCGUCAACAGUUUCACCUCUCGGCCAAACGCCGGCUUCAACACCCGGUCCCAAACCAGCAUUACCAACCGAACCAGUAGCAUUACCACCUCCACCAAAACCUGUUUAUACAGAUUCGAUGGUCAAAAAGCAGAUAGAUAGAAUGCUUCGAUCAGCAGUGUCUGGCGAAAUCAGCUCGAAUAUUCUCCCCAGCCAGUGGAAGUCGAUAACACAGGCUCGUCAGGAAAGAAAAGCACUCAUUGAUAGCGUUUCAGAAGAUAUCUACAAAAAGUGCAUUUCCGACCUGUUAUACCGACAAUCUGCUAAUGCCCUAGCCGAACACCUAUUUUCAAGGAGACUGAGACGGGAUGCCAUUCGAUUGAUUAGUGCUGCUGGACAGCGAGCAAAAGAACGGGCAGAUCGCAAACGCAAAAUUCUCGAAGAAUACCGAAUUGUGUCACAAACAUUGGGUAGAAGUGACUUGCGACGAUCGAGCAGUAAUGGCAGUCUAAGAAGCAGGCCGACAUCUUCAUCAUCUCAUGUGUCCGAAAAAGAGCAAAUCAAAGCAAUGAAACGAGCCAGGGUAUCCGCAUCGAACGAAUGGUCACCAUACGCCCUUAAACCCCUAUUAAUCCCAUCAGUAGAAGAAGCAUUUAGACGGCAGUCUCAGUUUGACAGAACAGUGUCGUUAGCUAUAUUCGUUCCUGACUGGGAGAAAACUGAAGGCACCUGGACACGGAGCAAACUGUCACUUGUAUGGGAUGGCCAGCAGACAUCGACCUACUGUAACAAGGUGGAAAACAACAGCACACAGAUCAACCUCAUGGCUCUUGAGAGUGAUCCUGCCACGUUUUCUAGAAUUGGCAUGCUUAUAUUUGAGUGUGGAGUUGAUCUCAGCAUAGAACCUCAAGCGUUUGAAGCAGUCAUCUCGAGCUUGGUACCCCGGUCCGAGUUUCUUAUCAGUCUACUGAUUGUCAACUGGGAUGGCCGGUCACAAUCGGACGUCUACGAACAUCUCAACAUCACGAGAUACGAAUCACUUUUAGACAACAUUACAUUCUGUUCCCUAACGUCAUCCAGUAUUGGAAAAGACAUCUCUGUGAAUUUCAGCGUCGGACUCGAACGACUCAGUCAAUCAUUCACUGCUACUCUCUCAACUUUAGGUCUACAACUGCGAAAACAACAAGCAGCCAACAACCAACGACGACUGGCAUUAAAAGCUGCUAAAGAAGAACAAGAACGACGACUUGCUCUCGAAAAACAAAAACAAGACAAAUGGAACCGACUGAGCUCGCUCAACUCGUUACACGUCUACACCGAAUCGCCCUCACCCCCCACCGCUCCACCACAACCCAAACGAAAACGCAGUUUCAACGACAGCGGCUCCCUGGCCACCUCACCCGCCACCAAAUCAGCUCGCAACCCCUCUGCCAUCCACUCAACACCAGUCCAACUCCCCAAAGCACUCGCCGAGCUCAAAGACCUCGUCUCCUCGGUCCUCACCCGCACCCCGCAAUCCAUGUAG